This is a messenger RNA of Strongyloides ratti, 330 nucleotides long. RefSeq lists its product as hypothetical. The coding region runs from base 1 to 330 and encodes 109 amino acids. NCBI's taxonomy places the organism in Eukaryota, Metazoa, Nematoda, Chromadorea, Rhabditida, Strongyloididae. The record is from RefSeq and is a predicted model, not a curated record. The transcript is spliced from 2 exons.
AUGAAUAUCAAAUUUUUAUUAUUAUUUUUAUUAAUAUGUUAUCAAAAAGUAUCCACUACAGUACAAAAAAAAGUAUAUGGUAUAGAUAAAUUAAAGGCAUUGGCAGAGGUUUUGGAGGAUAGUGAUGAUUUAAUAGAAAUUAAACAAAUUGUUUUAAAAAAAUUACGAUAUCAAAGGCAUUUGGAGAAGAAGUAUAAUGGUAAAUUACCUCAUGAAGGAAAAAUUGUAAAAAAACAUAAAAGAAGAUCAUUAAAUGAUACAUAUAAAAAUGAAAAAGGAAAUGGAAAAAAUCAAGUUAUGUUAACAAAACCAUAUUGGCCUUGGCCUUAA